AUGGCUAAUGGAAUUCUCUCCAUGCCCAUGCACGAGAGCGGCCUUGAUCGCACUCCCGACACACCCACUACAUCCAACACAUCCACCGUGCACACCCCCACUCUCGUUCCAUCCGUCCGCGACACCACCACCACCACCACCACCACCACCACCACCACCACCGCCUCCUCUGUAGCUGACACUGACACCGCCGACUUCUCAUGCCCACACUGUCCACGCACAUUCACCUCACGCAUCGGCCUGGUCGGUCACUUGCGAAUCCAUCGAACAGAGACUGGCGAACCAGUGCCUGGAGCACCCACCUAUACCCAUCAAGCUCGUCUCAACUGCCCACACUGUCCUCGCACUUUCAGGCAUCGCAUGAGCCUAUUCGGCCACAUGCGCAUCCACGACGACCUGCGGUAGACAACCGCCGGCCACACCACACAUUCACUCACCCCUACCUCCUCCACCACCACCAUCACCCCACCAGAAAUCAACACUCACACACCUCAUGCACCCAACUGCCACCUCCCACGCAAGUGGGCAGUCCGCAUCUCGACUCGGUCCCCAUGCGGCUUCGGCUGCACGGGUGACUUGAGUCCGAGACUAUCCCGACACGUCGAGCAUCGUGGAUAGGAAGGUUGCUGAUUGAGGCCUGCUCUUGGUUCACGCAGUUCGUCGCGUUGUGUGUGUUGUGUGGAGUGGCGGACUGGUGGGCUGGGAACGAGCUAAAACCGCACCUUCCACGGCACUCUCACGCAAGUGAGAGACACGCCGUUCAAACAGCGUCGUUUGAAAUCCUUGUGUUUGUGUGUGUAUGGGGGGCCAGGUCGUGCCGUGGCGCGCGCAGUCGUGGCCAGUCGACCAUGACAGCCACCGCGCCCAUUCCCCACUCCAGUCUGCUGACCGGCUCGGACAGCGGCUGGGGUGUGGGAGUGGGAAGGGAGAGUGAGGUCGACGACUCAGCGCACUUCCUCCUCACUAUAAACAAUUUGACGCGCUUGAAGCUAUCACUGUGCGCUAAAAGCCGUGGCUUGGAAGGUUGCCAACUGACGGGGUAACGUGGACCUCCUCCUUGACCGGAGGCGGUCUGAGAGUCAGGCUGCAAUGGCUCCUUUUUAAUGUGGCCUUUAUGGCACUCCCAUCACAGUGUGGGAUCCGAGCCAGGCGUUGGCGGCACGCCCAGGUGCGGCUUCGGUCGUGCCAGCCUUCAAAUUUCUCUUGUGUUGGUUGAAAUCCUGGUUAUUCGUUGUGUGGACCAGGGGGUGUGAUGGAACGUCAAGGUGAGGAUCCGUCCGAGCCAUCCGCCUGCGGCCUCCCUCGUCUCCGGUCUUCUUGACUCUGUCUUGACACCGGGCUCGGUCGAGGGUGGAUGAGAGAGUGUAGGUAAAUGCUACGCAAGUCUACCGGCACUAUAAACCCCUGCGUAAGUCACCGUCCCUGCUCCCAUUGCUGCUGCAACUGUGGGGCACACGGUGGACAUCAUCGAAACCGAUGGUCGAACUGUCAUGUGUUUUAGACCUGAGAGACUACCUCAAUCAGUGGUCUUUCACGGCACACCUAUGAAUGAAUGUACCACCAUCAAUGAUUUAGGUUUAGGAAGGCCACUGACUCGCGCCAACGUCGUCAAAAAUAAUAAUACAUCUUGUAUUACGCAUGAUAUUAAUGACUGCGGUGUUAGACGUUCUGCUGUCAGACCAAUGCCCGUAAAACGAGCAAAAAGUCUAGUGACGUUGGGGGAUGUCACAUACGACGAUGAAAUCUGUACCACAUGUUUCGGACUCAUCCAUAAGUUUUCAAAAAUGGGGGGGGAGUAAAAAGGUCUAAAAAUGGAGGUAGAAAAGCUAAGGAAGCUUACUCACCACUUACGUGAAGAGAAGAAGCCGACGAAUUCGGCAAUCCAGAAUCCGAAAAAAACACAUGCAACCACGACUUCUUUAGCCAUAUCAAACGCUGAAACUGACGAAUGUUCCUCCAGGGAACUAGACACAGUUGAAUGCCAGUCUCUUAGGCGAGAAAAAGACCAGCCAAAGCGAACUCAGAUAACAAAGAAACAUUCCAGAAAAACAACGCGCACCUCUGUACGGUCAAAAAACGAAGGCCGCCUACGUACACGCAGACCAGCGAAGGAGAACGACCAGGAGGCCUACGAAGGACCGCCAGAGGCUCCCAAAUAUUUUGAACAAUAAAAAUAUCGGAACACCUUGUAGACUGAAUAUUCAGGGGGAGGUUUCGAAAGGAACUGAGACAGGAGCAGUUGACGCCCAAUCGUAGAAAUACCUAGACAGUGUGCUCGUUCCCGGAGCCUAACUUAGAGGGCUUAUCAAUUAGCGCAAUGACACAUGGUUAUGGACCCACGGUGGAAUCAGCUGCCACCGCGUAUUCCCAUGUCAACAGAGUUGAGAACCGAGCCGAGGAAACCUCCAAUUCAUGGGAGUCAAACUCUCUUCAGAGCCCUCUGAUGGGAGGCAAUGCCGAUCAACCGCAUUGUGUAACUAUUCGCGAUGCCUCAACAAGAUCCGCGGACAAACUUCACGGGGACAUAAAUACCAAGAUGACAGUCCCCUCCCUUUCGCCAGUCCACAUCGACGAGGGCAAAGGACCGGUCAGCGACGUCCAAACAGCAGAACACAGAGGAAUGCUUAACAAGGAUCACUGCGUCAUAAUUCAGGGCCUCCCGGAGUCCUUCGCCAGUACCCCCAGGGAACGAGUCGCUGCUGACUUAGAGCAAUUCCAGAAACUCCUAAAUGAAAUGCUGCAACCAACAGAAGAUGUCACAGUUCUUAAGGCGUUUCGUCUUGGUAGCCGUACAACCGAUGCUCCACAGACACGACCAAGACCCCUGAAAAUUGUCCUAGGUAGCAAUGAGCAGGCGAAACUAAUCCCUUCCAGACGUUUUCGAUUGAAAAAUUUCCCAUAA
Molecule: messenger RNA, 2902 nt
Organism: Spirometra erinaceieuropaei
Lineage: Eukaryota; Metazoa; Platyhelminthes; Cestoda; Diphyllobothriidea; Diphyllobothriidae
Source: the annotation of a GenBank genome assembly